This is a messenger RNA of Aspergillus neoniger CBS 115656, 641 nucleotides long. Its product is annotated as RNA recognition motif domain-containing protein. NCBI's taxonomy places the organism in Eukaryota, Fungi, Ascomycota, Eurotiomycetes, Eurotiales, Aspergillaceae. The transcript is spliced from 5 exons. Bases 48 to 386 code for a protein of 112 amino acids. Gene Ontology annotation, molecular function: RNA binding. The record is from RefSeq and is a predicted model, not a curated record.
UACUACCAGAAUAGUUUCCAGCUCCGUUGUAGGAAACCUCAAUAAAAAUGUCUAAGCUCUUUAUCGGCGGCCUUGCCUGGCACACCACUGACGAUACCCUCCGUGAGGGAUUCUCGCAAUAUGGAACAAUCGAAGAAGCCAUUGUCGUCAAGGACCAUGACACCCACCGCAGCCGUGGAUUCGGAUUCGUCCGCUUCGCCUCUGAUGCUGAGGCCGACGCUGCCAUGAACGCCAUGAACAACCAGGAAUUCGACGGCCGUGUCAUCCGUGUCGACAAAGCCUCGGAGUCGAGACCGCGCAUGGGUGGUGGUGGUGGUGGUUUCCACGGACGCGGUGGCUACAACCGCUGGCGUUCCCAGCAGCAGGAGCCUGAGGCUGCAGAGUAAGCUGCGCAAGCUAUUAUAGCAUUGCCGAUGGCUUACUACGGACCGGUCUCUUGUCCUAUUCUUCAUUUCUUUUCACGAUUUUUUCCCUCUUUCUCGCAUGUCAGCUGCUGUUAGUCCCUUCGGACAUAAAGUUUGGGAUAAAACCCCGGGCGCAUGCUACCCAGCUUUUAUGAUGGUGACUUACGACGAAACGACCCCUAUCUCUUGUUUCUUUCCGUUAUUGUUUUCCCCUCUCACGCCAGUUCAUUGCGAUAA